AUGGCGGAUACCUCCAGGCAGAAGAGCGGACUUGCAUGCGAAGAAUGCCGACGUCGGAAAUCGAAGUGUGAUCGUGGCCGUCCUGUUUGCGGAGGAUGUCUCGAGUCUGGCACGGAAUGCGCCUUUGUGGACGACAGACCCAAACGGGGACCUAAAAAGGGUCAACUGAGAGCUCUUCGAGCUCGAGUAGGUACUGUGCUGAUCAAGACCGCAGCCACGUUGGAGCAGCAAUUGGGUAGCCAAGCAGGAAUUGAGACUACCGAUGUCUGUAACAGCACGGACACCAUGUUGCCGAUGCCAUUGGUUGAAACAGAUUGGACCAUGUCGUUUGAUCUGAUGCAGCCCACCUGGACAGAACAAUCAGACAGUUUACCAGAUACUAAUCUAGAGACAGAAUGGCGGGACUAUGGCUUGCUAUCACAGGAUGUUGGAAUCUUAAGUCCCCAAGUCACACAGCAUAUGAGCGAGAUGUCCAUCAUCUCGGAUCUACCUCCCUUGAUCCAGCUUGAUUUGGUGCAUCCACUCUUGCCUAUGAUACACAAACGACGUUAUCUGUCUUGGGCAAGGCUCACAGACAUCUCACCAGCACGACAAUGCCUAAGAAUGGCGAUGAGAGCACUUGCUGCGGCCAUGUCCUCUCAAUUUCGCUCACACGGCGAAGAACUGUAUCUCAAAGCGAGACAAUUGGCGGAGGAUCUCGAUGCCUCCGAUUUGGGGUUGCCUUGGACUGACAGUGAAAUAAAAAUCGAGCAAACUCAAGCAUGGCUCCUUCUCGCACACUACGAACUAUUUUCACCUGUCGAAACUCGACUCCCGACAACGAUAUCCGUGAGGCUUCCAUGUCCGGAAAGGAAUUUCCAGCACGACGACCACAUCGACAUGGGCUUCCCAGAUGAGCCGCUGAACGACCUAAGUGCAAGACCUAUAUCGCUCUUCGCAGGGUUUGUCACUAGCAUGAUACUCUUCGGACGUUGUGUCGUCCACAAUCUUAUGCGGAUGGGUACCACGUCUAGUGACAAAGAAGAUCGGUCGUUUUGGGUACGGCACGACUGGCUUUCUGUAGCUGUAGAGAAGCAAGUGAGCCAGCAGCCUGGCAAAGCGACCGACAUGGAUGACGAACCAAUGCAGAUUGUGACGGCUAUGGUUGUCAACGGGUCUAUCUUAGCUCUCGCGAACUCGAACGAUGCGGUAUGUCAAAAGACGGAGAAGCAGUAUCAGGUUACAGCGGCAUAUUAUGAAACUGCCUACGAUGCCGCAAAGGUCCUGCUGAUAUCUGAUGGUGGACACGUUCUUGAGGGUAUUGGCAAUAUGAGACUUUCCGUCACUCUCCAAAUCCCCAAUGUACUGAAGAUGUUGUCCCACGGCUUCUCGGUUCGCGACGUACUUGUCUGGAGAUCUCCAGACCGCCCGGAUGGUGAUGCUAUGCAGACGUUUGACCAAAACCAAUUGUCAGACUCGCGUGACUGGAUCUCGAUUCGAUAG
Molecule: messenger RNA, 1482 nt
Organism: Fusarium sp. VM40
Lineage: Eukaryota; Fungi; Ascomycota; Sordariomycetes; Hypocreales; Nectriaceae
Source: the annotation of a GenBank genome assembly